CUUAGCAACUUGGCAAAGGGGACUGACGUAUUGCUAAACGAACGCUUUUUGUUCCGUCAGCGAACUUGUAGGUUUUAAAUAUACUUAACGUUUGCUAACCACGGCUAUCGAGAGGGCAGCUCUUGCGGUGUGUAUUUAUAUUUUCCUCACUCUAUAUUUAUUGUCCAAGCACAUUUAAUCCUAAGGAGAAGCAACACGUUUUCAGCGAUGUCAGCCGAACUGAGAGAGCGCUUUAAUAAGUUUUUGAACGAAAAGAACUUUGUAACGGAUUUGCUUGGGAAGGUCGAGCAGAGCACAGGAAUUCAAAAACAGUACAUUGCAUCAGGUGCAUUGGGUAUUAUCGGGCUGUAUCUAAUCUUUGGGUAUGGAGCUUCCCUUCUCUGCAACCUGAUUGGAUUUGUGUAUCCAGCUUAUUUCUCCAUCAAAGCCAUCGAGAGUUCCAACAAGGAGGAUGACACCAAGUGGCUGACGUACUGGGUGGUGUACGGACUCUUCAGCUUGGCGGAGUUCUUCUCAGACAUCUUUCUCUUCUGGUGCCCUUUCUACUAUGCUGGGAAGUGUCUGUUCUUGGUGUGGUGCAUGGCUCCAGUCUCCUGGAAUGGCUCCCAGGUGUUGUACACUCGUGUGGUGCGGCCGUUCUUCCUGAAACACCAGGCGACGAUGGACAGCGUGGUCAAGGAUUUCAGCAGCUCCGCCAAGAAUGCCGCUGACACGGUCACAAAAGAAGCUGUCAGGAUAGCCGCCUUCACCCACGACAAGACCCAGUAAGCUGACAAAGGAAUGAAAGACCCGAAAACACUGCGCAGGACUUUAGUGUGAUGCCCCUCACGACCACGUGGGGUUCUCACGCAAACCGAGCCACUGGUACCAUACUCGCUGUUGCAUUGUGGGGGAUUAAACAGGAUGCUCUCUCUGUAAGAGCUACAAGGGAAACCCACAUUCUCACAAAGACAGGGCGAAAUCACACACAUGGAGUAGUGCUUCUUAAGGUAGACCACUAACUCACUAACUUCAUAAAAAUCAUAUCAAUGAAUGUGAUUAUAAUUUUACUUUCGGUGAAUCCAUUGGGUCUUUAAUUGUCAGUCAGUGCAAUGUCUCAUUUUCUUGGGUUUCAGAGGGAGAGAGAGCAGUGAUUUUUACAUUAGGCCCUCAGAAUGUUUUUAAAUGUUAACUGUUUACAUUUUUAAAAAAAUGUUUCUCUCCCUCAACCUGUCUAUCAAGGCUGUUUUCUGUUUAUCCCUGUAUGUCUAUAUUUGUGUGUGUGUGUGUGUGUGUGUGUGUAAUAUACUUGUUUUGAUCUUUGUCUUCAAAGAAUUAAACUGGAACUAGCUUAUGAAUCCUCACAUUGAUUUAUGAGGAUGUUUACUUUGUACAAUUUUAUGUCAUUUGUACAAAUAUCUCACAGGUACUGUAAUCACAUCAGGCAGGACACUGUUGAUCAGCCACCUUGAUGCUUUACUCUCAAGGGUAACAAUGUAAAAUAACUGUUAUCUGGUUUACAUUCAGAAGAAAUAAAACCAGGAAAUAUGAAUAUGAAUACAAUGUUGUGCAUAAUUAAUUUGUCAUGGGGAAACUAAAUUAAAUGAACAACACAAUAUACUCCUGGUUCCCUCAGAAAGACUGAGUUUCAUUGAGCCAUUGCAAAAUUAAUCUUGUAUUCUUGAUUUUUAUGCACAGCAUAGGUAGUUUUGCACUACUGUGAUAAAAACAUGUGACAGGCUUGUCGCAAAAAAUGUGUAUGGUUAAGUGCCGUAGGUUUGGCUUCUGUUGUCAUUUUCCAGCAAUUACUUCAUCAUCUUUGCGUGAUAAUCUUUUGUCCUUAUUGCUUUUCUAAU
Messenger RNA from Megalops cyprinoides (Indo-Pacific tarpon), 1835 nucleotides. RefSeq names its product receptor expression-enhancing protein 5-like. The record is from RefSeq and is a predicted model, not a curated record. The transcript is spliced from 5 exons. The coding region runs from base 208 to 768 and encodes 186 amino acids. NCBI's taxonomy places the organism in Eukaryota, Metazoa, Chordata, Actinopteri, Elopiformes, Megalopidae.